This is a messenger RNA of Serendipita indica DSM 11827, 2022 nucleotides long. The record is from the annotation of a GenBank genome assembly. NCBI's taxonomy places the organism in Eukaryota, Fungi, Basidiomycota, Agaricomycetes, Sebacinales, Serendipitaceae.
AUGACUUCUUGGAUAUGGGGUUCAUCCCAAUUUGACGAGCAAGUCGACAAGGCCACGUCUGAACUGCUGCCUACUGAUCAGGAGGACAUCGCAUUAAAUCUCGAAAUAUGUGAUCAGAUUAAAUCAAAGGAUGUCCAACCAAAGGAUGCCAUGCGGGCUCUCAAACGACGGCUUAAUCACAAGAAUCCCAACGUUCAGCUGCUAGCGCUUACACUCACAGACGUCUGUGUGAAGAAUGGAGGCAACCAUUUUCUUGUGGAGGUCUCCUCGAGAGAAUUUAUGGAUAAUAUGGUCUCCAUUCUCAAAAUUCCGGCUCUGAAUAAUGAUGUGAAGAAUCGGAUGCUGCGCUUCAUCCAAAACUGGGCCAUGGCAUUCGAAGGGAAGCCAGAAUUCGCAUACGUGAACACAGUCUACAAGACAUUGGUUUCAGAAGGGUUCAAAUUCCCACCCAAGGAUCUCAUCAACGCAAACAACGCCAUGACUGACACCGCGAUUGCUCCAGAGUGGAUUGAUUCAGACGUUUGUCUUCGCUGUCGCGACCCAUUCACUUUCACCAACCGGAAGCAUCAUUGUCGGAACUGUGGCCUAGUUUUUGACCAGAAAUGCUCGUCCAAGUCCCUUCCACUUCCUCAUUUUGGUAUCACUCAAGAUGUUCGAGUGUGUGACUCGUGUCACUUCAAGCUUACGCGCAAAAAGGAACAGGCUGCCAAAGAGGCAGAGGACGCAAAGAAGAAGCAGCAACAGCAGCAACGCAGCGAGCAUUCAUCUCAUAUCGAUUAUGAUCUCGCGCGUGCAAUCGAACUUUCACUGAAAGAGUCGCAAGGCAGCACCAGUGGUCGGGCGGGAUACGCUCCUUUGAGCGAUGUCCCAAAGCAGUGGCAUGCAUCCGAGCCACCACUCGUGGACCGUUCGACAGCCAAAGGAGAAGAAGAAGACGAGGAACUUCGCGCUGCAAUUGAAGCCAGUCUUCGGGAGUCGCGUGCUCCGCAACCUAGCGCACCCGUCGAGGAGCCGACUCAUCAGACAUACGAGUCUCCGGUUGCUACCGUUCCAUCAUACGACCUGGCUCCACUCGAAUCCGACGCCAUCAUGUCGUUCAAUCAAACAGUUGCGGAUGCUCAGACAUACGGUAUGCAGGAUAUGAGGCGUACGCACGAGUUGUACAGUCGAGCCGCGUCGUAUCAGCCUAAGUUGACGCGGAGUCUGGAUGACACACAACGGAAAGAGCAGAUAUUGUCAGAUAUGCAUGAUAAACUCUCCCAGGCCGUCAAACUCUACGAUAAUCUUCUCACCGAGCAAUUCUCUGCCCGAAGACAAGCGACACCGACCCAGUCGUCAUAUGCUCAGUAUUCUGCGUAUAAUCAACAGCAACAAUGGGCACCAUCAGCACCAUAUUCUGCUGGUUAUACGCCAGCACCAAUGAAUAAUGUGCCGGUCCCUGAUCAGAGGUGGGUGACCCCAGCACCAACUGCAAUACCCCAACAAUAUAGUACACAACAAGUUGUACCUUCAUCUCCGCCUCAGCAUACGCAUACGCAACCAGUAUCCGCACCUCCUCAGAUGAACCAAUUCCAAAUGCAGCAGCAAGAAUAUGGAACGACGCUUCCUCCUGUCACAUUACCACAAUUUUCCACUCCUCAGCCUCCUGUGGCUGUAUCGCCCGCACCUGCACCUGCACCUAUCCCUACACCCGCGCCGGUGCCAUCUCAGCCACAACCAGCCUUGUCGCGCCAUAAUACUGUUCAGAGCUACCAUCCUCAUGCAGCGCAGGUUCAUCGCUCGAACACGGUUGCAUCCUCUCCGUAUCAAGCUCAACAACCUCAGGUACAAUACACGCCGCAACCCCUCGCACAUCAGGUACCGCACCAACAAGCGACGCCAGCUCCGCUUCCAGUGAUGCCCACUGCUCCAACAAAUGCACCUUCGUCGUAUUCGCUGUUUGCGCAGCCGACUACGCUCCCUUCGAUCCCAGCGGCGCCGAAGGCGGAGCCCAAGGAAGCAAUGUUGAUCUCGUUUGACUGA